Lotus japonicus is the source of this 1551-nucleotide messenger RNA. RefSeq lists its product as uncharacterized. The record is from RefSeq and is a predicted model, not a curated record. Lineage: Eukaryota; Viridiplantae; Streptophyta; Magnoliopsida; Fabales; Fabaceae. Gene Ontology annotation, molecular function: catalytic activity. The transcript has 4 exons. Bases 1 to 1551 code for a protein of 516 amino acids.
AUGUCAGAUACAUGUAUCCGAAAUUGCAAUGGGGUUUUUUGGAUGAGACACAGAGAGCAGGAGGCUAGGGAGUUAUGGAAUUUGGGUAAAUCAUUCGGUUUGAGAUAUGAAGGAGGUGAUGAAGAAAUUGUUAGACAGUUGGUAGAGAUGGAGGUCAGAGAUGAACAAGGGGUUAGAAGAGGAAAUGGUCAGAUUGGAGGGGGGAAUGAGGAGUGCGAAUAUUUGUAUUCUCCUGCUAUAAAUAGAGGUGGCGGCAUACUGUGUAUUUGGAGGAAAGGGAACUUUGUGGUGGAGGAAAGCAACUGCAAUCCUAGAUGGAUUUUUUUAAAAGGAAAGUGGGGUGGAAGUGGGGAAACUUAUGCAUUUAUAAAUGUCUAUGCUCCGUGUAGUUCAGAGGAGAAGCGUCAGUUAUGGGGAGAACUUGUGAACUGCAGAAGGCGAUCUGCGGCUGAUUGUUGGUGUGUUCUUGGAGAUUUCAAUUUUGUUAGAGAUCCGAACGAAAGGAAAGGGAUUACAAAUGAUACAUCUGAUUCGCGAAGAGAUACUGAAUUUUUUAAUGACUUUAUCCACUCUAUGGGGCUUGUUGAUGUGCCAAUGACUAGAAGAAGGUUUACUUGGUUUAGGCCUAAUGGCUCGGCGAUGAGCCGUCUUGAUAGAUGUUUGAUCUCGCUUGAAUGGCUUGCUCUGUGGCCAUAUAGUGUCCAACAUAUUUUGGAUCGUGACAUCUCUGAUCACUGUCCAGUUGUAUUGAAGCACCUGAACCAGGAAUGGGGCCCUAAACCAUUCCGUGUACUUAACUGUUGGCAUUCAGAUAUCAGAUUCCCAAAUCAGGCUCUCUCUGUUGAGGAGAUUAAUGAAAGAAAGGAUUUGAUGGGUGAGUUUUGGAGGGUGACAAAUCUUCAGGAAUCUCUCUUGAGGCAGAAAUCUAGGGUGCAAUGGCUUAAAGACGGUGAUGCAAAUUCUGGUUUCUUCCACAGAAUGGUGAACUGGAGAAGACGAUCUAAUGCUAUCAAUGGCCUUGUUCUUGAUGAUGUGUGGCAAGAAGAUCCUACUGCUGUUGACAAUGUUUUACUGACAUCUGAAUUUGACUUGGCGGAAAUCAAAGCUGCUGUAUGGGAUUGUGAUGGCAAUAAAAGUCCUGGGCCAGAUGGAUACAAUUUCAAAUUUAUUAAAGAAUUUUGGGACCUUUUACAGUUUGAUGUGAAGAGAUUGGUUGAUGAUUUUUCUGUCAAUGGGAGAUGGCCUCGAGGUACAAAUUCUUCUUUUAUUACUCUUAUCCCCAAGGUUGAUUCCCCACAGAAUUUAAAUGAGUUCAGACCUAUUUCUUUGGUGGGUUGUCUGUACAAAAUCAUUACAAAAUUGCUGGCCGCCAGAUUAAAGCUUGUGCUCCAUAAGGUGAUUGCAGAGAAUCAGUCUGCUUUUCUUGGGGGAAGAAACAUGUUUGACAGUGUGGUCAUUGCAAAUGAAGUGCUCCACGAGGCUAAAUGCUGUAAAAUCCUCUCCUUGAUUUUAAAAGUGGAUUUUGAGAAGGCGUGUGAUUCAGUUAGAUAG